This is a messenger RNA of Tetranychus urticae (two-spotted spider mite), 1131 nucleotides long. Its product is annotated as chymotrypsinogen B-like. Gene Ontology annotation, biological process: proteolysis. Gene Ontology annotation, molecular function: serine-type endopeptidase activity. NCBI's taxonomy places the organism in Eukaryota, Metazoa, Arthropoda, Arachnida, Trombidiformes, Tetranychidae. The record is from RefSeq and is a predicted model, not a curated record.
CUUGUAUGAUAAUAAUAAUAAUAAUAAUCAAUGUUUAGUCAUUGCGGGAGGUAAAUUUCGAGAAGAGCCUUGAUUCUUGAUUCCUGAUAGGAUUAAUAAUUUUGUUUUAACUAAUACUUGUUUUUAAACCGUUUAUGGCUCGUUAAGAAGAUUGAAACGCUUGCUAUUUAAAAACAAAACGAAAAGACUCAAUUUGUCAGUUCUCAUCUUCAUCUUAAACUCUAAUCUCAAACUUAAAAUGACUUUAUUUGUAUCUUUUUUGUUGCUUACAUUACCCAUCAUUUCAAACUGUCUCCCAUUGUCUCAUCAAGAGUCGCAAUCGGCUUUCCAAUCUUUUGACACUGAAUUGACUGAUCAGGUCUGUGGUCGCAAUACCAUCCCAAGAAAAGUGCCAUUCUACGCUUCAAUAGAAGUAGAUGAUUCAAUCUUUUAUUAUAAAAAGUGUAGUGGUGUUUUAAUUGCAAAUCGAUGGGUAUUGACUGUGGCCCAUUGUACAUUCAGUUCUUCUGGAACCGUAAGAGUUGUUUUAGGUGACAAAUGGAACAACAAAACGAUUGGAGUUGAAAAAAUUCACAUUCAUCCGGAUUUCAAUCAAAAGAAAAACAAUAUCGCCCUGUUAUUAUUGAAAGAAAAAGUUCAGUUCAGUAAAAGUAUCCAACCAAUUUGUUUACCCGAACCUGGAGAAGAUAAAACUUUUUAUGGUCGCCAUGGAACACUGGCUGUCUGGGGAAAAAUAAAUCGAAACGAGAGAAAAUUACCUCCAAAACAUCUAAUCACCACUAUGCCGAUCAUUAAACAUUAUGAAUGUGGAGAAUCAUACGCAAAAGUUUGGUUCAGCGGUUUCAAAAAAUUUGCUUUAACUGAGUCGUCUAUAUGUGCUGGUUACCCGAGUGAUGUAAAAGACGUAUGUUUUCCUGGGCCUGGCAAUCCGUUGAUGGUCAACGUUGAUAAACAUUGGGUACUUGCUGGAAUUUCAAUGAAUAACAUAGACUGUGAGAAGCCGGUUUUACCCGAGAUUUAUCUUAGAGUAGGAUUUCACUUGGAUUGGAUUAAAAGAACAGUUCACUAGUCAUUACAGUUUGUACCUUUUAUCUUGCAGAAAUUAAAUAAAGAAAAUAAUAUUAGUUGAAA